This is a messenger RNA of Kluyveromyces marxianus DMKU3-1042, 1140 nucleotides long. It is a transcript of the gene ADH3, whose product is annotated as alcohol dehydrogenase ADH3. Bases 1 to 1140 code for a protein of 379 amino acids. The transcript has a single exon. Gene Ontology annotation, molecular function: oxidoreductase activity; zinc ion binding. The record is from RefSeq and is a predicted model, not a curated record. NCBI's taxonomy places the organism in Eukaryota, Fungi, Ascomycota, Saccharomycetes, Saccharomycetales, Saccharomycetaceae.
AUGUUCAGACUAGCACGCGCUCAGACCAGCAUUACCACCACUAGCAAGGCUCUAGGUGGCUCCAGAAGACUAUUCGUCAGACUAAACUCCUCUUUCGCCAUCCCAGAAUCCCAAAAGGGUGUGAUUUUCUACGAAAACGGCGGUAAGUUGGAAUACAAGGACCUUCCAGUUCCAAAGCCAAAGCCAAAUGAAAUCUUGAUCAACGUCAAGUACUCCGGUGUGUGUCACACUGAUUUGCACGCCUGGAAGGGUGACUGGCCAUUGCCAGUUAAGUUGCCUUUGGUCGGUGGUCACGAAGGUGCCGGUGUCGUCGUUGCCAAGGGUGAAAACGUUACCAACUUCGAGAUCGGUGACUACGCAGGUAUCAAGUGGUUGAACGGUUCUUGUAUGUCUUGUGAACUCUGUGAACAAGGUUACGAAUCCAACUGUUUGCAAGCUGACUUGUCUGGUUACACCCACGACGGUUCCUUCCAACAAUAUGCCACUGCUGACGCUGUUCAAGCUGCCCAAAUUCCAAAGGGUACCGAUUUGGCUGAAAUCGCCCCAAUCUUGUGUGCCGGUGUCACCGUCUACAAGGCUCUAAAGACCGCUGACUUGCAACCAGGUCAAUGGAUCGCUAUCUCCGGUGCUGCCGGUGGUCUUGGUUCCCUAGCCGUGCAAUACGCCAAGGCAAUGGGUCUAAGAGUUCUAGGUAUCGACGGUGGUCCAGGUAAGGAAGAAUUGUUCAAGAGCUUGGGUGGUGAAGUCUUCAUUGACUUCACAAAGUCCAAGGACAUGGUCGCAGACAUCCAGGAAGCCACCAACGGUGGUCCUCACGGUGUGAUCAACGUCUCCGUCUCCGAGGCCGCUAUCUCCAUGUCCACCGAGUACGUCAGACCAACCGGUGUGGUCGUUCUAGUCGGUUUGCCAGCCCACGCUUACGUCAAGUCCGAAGUCUUCUCCCACGUCGUCAAGUCUAUCUCUAUUAAGGGUUCUUACGUCGGUAACAGAGCAGACACCAGAGAAGCUAUUGACUUCUUCACCAGAGGUUUGGUCAAGUCUCCAAUCAAGGUUGUUGGUUUGUCUGAAUUGCCAAAGGUUUAUGAAUUGAUGGAAGCUGGUAAGAUCUUGGGUAGAUACGUCGUUGACACUUCCAAAUAA